UUCCCGAGACGCUUCCUACAAGCCUAGCCGGCACUUCAGUGUACUUACCGUCAGAGUGCAGUGCAGUCGCGCGGUAGCAACAUGGCGGGCGUGUUGUUUGAGGAUAUUUUCAAUGUGAAAGAUAUCGAUCCGGAAGGCAAAAAAUUCGACAGGGUGAGCAGACUACACUGUGAAUCUGAAUCCUUCAAAAUGGACCUUAUCUUGGACAUCAACAGUUGGUUAUAUCCCAUGGAGUUAGGUGACAAGUUCCGCCUCGUGCUGGCGACGACGUUACGCGAGGAUGGAUAUCCAGAUGGCAACGAAUGGAACCCCAUGGAACAAGAAGGCUCCAGAGCGGACAGCUUCGAAUAUGUCAUGUCCGGCAAAGUGUAUCGGAUUGAAGGCGACGAAGCCAGCAACGAGCCGAGCAGUAGAUUAUCAGCCUAUGUAUCUUUUGGAGGUCUAUUGAUGAGGCUACAGGGCGAUGCGAACAAUCUGCAUGGUUUCGAGAUAGAUCAACAUAUGUACCUGCUGAUGAAGAAACUUGCAUUUUAAUAUUUCCAUCAUUCGCACUAGCCAUCGAUUUUUUCGGAGAAUUCCUCUAUUAAAUAUAUCUAUCCUUGCAGAAACUCACAUUUUUGUAUCAUAAAUAUGUAUACUUGACUAUGUACAAAUGAUACCAAUAAGAAUUGUCGUUUUGCUAUUUUCUACAAAAA
Messenger RNA from Ooceraea biroi (clonal raider ant), 695 nucleotides. RefSeq names its product DNA-directed RNA polymerases I, II, and III subunit Rpb8 (gene Rpb8). The record is from RefSeq and is a predicted model, not a curated record. Lineage: Eukaryota; Metazoa; Arthropoda; Insecta; Hymenoptera; Formicidae. Gene Ontology annotation, cellular component: RNA polymerase III complex; RNA polymerase II, core complex; RNA polymerase I complex. Gene Ontology annotation, biological process: DNA-templated transcription.